Molecule: messenger RNA, 3864 nt
Organism: Penicillium riverlandense
Lineage: Eukaryota; Fungi; Ascomycota; Eurotiomycetes; Eurotiales; Aspergillaceae
Product: putative nuclear pore complex subunit Nup133
Exons: 3
Coding region: 1-3864 (1287 amino acids)
Biological process (GO): transcription-dependent tethering of RNA polymerase II gene DNA at nuclear periphery; poly(A)+ mRNA export from nucleus; protein import into nucleus
Cellular component (GO): nuclear pore outer ring
Molecular function (GO): structural constituent of nuclear pore; protein binding
Source: RefSeq, a predicted model, not a curated record
AUGUUCGUCCCCAAAGCAGCUGCUCCUGGCGCACGCAGCACUCGUCGGCGCCAGCGAACAAGCUCGGACGAUUCCGUCAAGCCGCCCAAGGCUAAACGACAGCGCUCGGUGCUACGGCAGAAAGAUGACUCCCCGUCAGAUGCCCAGUUAGCUGGUUUGCCACUGAGUGGCCCUGGCGAUGUGACCACGGAUUCGAUGGAAACGGAGUUUCACCUGCCUCUCCGAGGCAGCAAACAGACUGAGGGCCUCAAGAAUGACAAGGAGGGUGCAAUUCUUCUACCUCUUCGAUGUUUUUUCGGACCUGGCCACGGCCAUGCCUUGGCCCUGACGCGCUCCCAUGCAAUUGUAUGGCCCUACUCGGCACCCACUUCGUCCCCCUCCUCCUCGGAAACAUUCACUGUCUCGAUCCCCGAGUCAUGCAGAGACCACAACGGCCCAGUUCCACUUGGCAUCCUGUUGUCUACCGUGACAGGAGGACAUCCAGGUCUUCUCGUCCUCAUUCCUUCUACUGGUAAAAUAAUUUACUGGGAAACGGUGUCCAGCAUCGCGUCGCUGGGCUUGUCUCGACAAAAGCAAAAUGGUAUUCAGGGGUCGAUCUCUGGCUUGCUUUCUGGUGAACAUGCCAUAGAUAUCAUGAACGGCGAGCCCUCUGGAAUCAUUGCGACAUUUUCUUCCGGACGAGUGGCGCACAUUACCGUGAGGGAUUCUCAAGGGAAACCCUCUGUGCUUGUCAAUUUCCUUCGCAGCACAGUCGGUUCUGGGGGUGGCGGGUUUCUCGGUGGAAUCAAGAAUGUUCUCGGGGGUGGCUCCUGGAGAAAAGAGGUCACCGCCGUGCGAACGGGAGCCUGCCAUCAACGAGGCCAGCGAGAUGUGGUUAUUGUGACUUCGACUGGUCUGCUCGAAAUCUGGGAUACGCACUGGAACCAUGGCAACGCCCUGAAAAAACGAUACGAUGCUAAGGACGAUAUCGCAGCCGCGAUCGCUCAGAAUCAUGUGAAUACGACUGGUGAACUAGACCUCAAGGUCAUGGAUUUUGCUUUUCCUGCGCAGCAGCAGGCCUUCGAUGAGAACACCUCUCCGGUUUCUGAAGAAUCAUGGCGGCUUUUCUUGGUUGUUGGUUCUCCUCAAUGGUUAGAAUCCAAGAGACUCUUCCUGGUCCAGAUCUGUUUGUCCGGGAGUGAAUGUCGGAUUCUAUCAACACACCCCGUGGACCUUCACAGUGUGCCUGCGGGGCUGAACGAAUUCAAGCCGAAGAUAUUUGUUCCCCGGUCUGAGGAGUCCGCUUUCAUCCUACUCGGACAGUCUCUGAUCAUGCUGUCGCUCACGAGUGUGGAGGAGACACCCAGCUCGCAAUUGCUUCUGGACUCCAACAAAUCACUGUCUUUGCAGGACACCAUUCACUUGCGAUCGGGCAAAGACUACGAAAUCCUCGGUUGUGGCUCAGAAGACGAGCCUAGUGGGGAUUCGUAUGGCGCUUGUGUCCUCAUGGUUCGGAACUUUGGCGUUCUUCGCGUCACCGUAUUCCCUCGCGAUCAGGUAGAGGGCGAUGUUGAAGAGGCCCAGGCGACCGCCAAGCACAAGCUCGAGCAGGCAAUUUUCUUUGGCACAAUGGCUAAGAACCCUUUGAACCUUGCAGGCGAGAGUGGGUUUGACUUCUCUCCUGCUGAAAUCGAGCAAGCCGCUCUUGAGAUUUGCCAUGAGACGAUGCGAUCAGACUCCAAAUUCAUUCCGCGUACAGCGAUUUCCAUCGAACAGAACUUGCGGUUAAGAGCGAAAGCCCUCGAUGAUCUGAUCUCCCUACUAUGUCGCAAAGGCAACCCUCUCAGCCGCCCAGCCCGAUGGGAAUUGUUAUGGGCUGCCGAAAAGAUCGCUGCCCAGAAAGCCAUGUGGAAAGUUGGAGAAUCUUUCAGAGGAGAAGGCGAGAAGCCUUUUCUCAACACUGUAAUUGAGUCGAUGAAUGAUCGGUUCAAAACAAGGCUUGAUCCCCAGCAGGGCGAAACUGACCCCGUACGCCAAUGGUUCCUGAAAGAUUCCUUUCAAAUGGAACACAUCAUUCCAUGGAUCAUGAAAGCGAUCAAACCUCGGAGAGGCAACUCUUCGAAACAAGCUCGGAAGCUGUCAGAGCAAAUACUGGAGGCCAGUGAGAUUUCACUGGCGAUUAUGGAGACCGCCUUCCGAUACCGUGAUGAACACGCCGGAUUGUAUGGACUCGGCGAGGAUUUUCUGGAGGAUGGUGUCUUGGCCGAUGGCUAUGAGGAUCUCCCCGAGUUCUGGACAUCGAAAGCAGUCGGUUACACCGAAACAGGGCAUCUGCUCGACUGGGAGCUCGACAGCUGCCGGGCGUGGAUUCAGCAACGGGCGUCAAAUGCGGACGGGCCGGACGCGCAGGUCUUGAAAAAUAUUGCGGGAAAUAGUGCCCGGCAUCUGCGCGUACUCGGCCAGAUGCAUUGUGAAAGAUUUCGCUGGCUAGCUGCCCAAGAAGACCCCCAACUCGUGGAUGAAAGCGCCUCCAUUGAGCAAACGCAUACCAAAGAGCGCAAGUGGCAGUUGUUCAAGCUGGCGGGCAUUGGGCACCUCCAGGACGCACUCAGUCUAGCAGAAAGAUUCCGGGACAUGGAGGCUUUGGUCGAACUCGUGAUCGAGCUUCAGGAUCAAAUGAAGAACCAAGGCUCCUCCGCGGAUGCCGCCCCCAAUGGGGACCGUGAAGGCGUUGUUGAGCAAAGAAUCUCACAGUAUUUUGAGACGUUCGGCGAACCAUGGGCCAACGCGUAUUUCUCGCGGCAAAUCUCGAUGGGGCACCCUGGGGCGUUGCUCUCCAUGAGAAAAUACCAACCUUUUGUGACCCGUUUCCUACGGAAGAGUCCAGCUUACUUACGGCUGAGUUGGAUCAACGACGUGGUGGGCGAGGAUGACUAUGAUACCGCUGCAGCGUCCUUGGAGCAACUGGCUCUCAGCAGUGAAACAAACCUUUGGAGCCACCAGGUGGAGAUCUCGCUCGCGAAACUCGGUCGACUCGCUUCAUGGGAGCGGUCUCAAACUCAAGACCCUCAUCCUGCUUCACGGGAAGACAUCCAGCGUCUUGACGAUCACACCGCGAUCGAUGUGAUCCAGCAAGAUCUCUACAACUACAUCCGGCCGGUGUUUGAAGGUGCAAUUGACAAGAAGGCAGAAGUUGAGCUGGCCCUGGAUUAUUUCGGGAGCUAUCUUUCGGAGGACCGACCUUCCCUUCACGAGAUCCUGAAUGAAGCUCUCACCACGAUGAUCAACCGACAGGUGGUUGGCGCUGAUGACCUCCUGGAUCUGUUGACGCUUAUGGAUCCUGCGCGGACUUCUGAAGACAAGGACAGCGAGACCCACCACGAAGUUUUCUACCAAGCACUACAAGUUCUGGAGCGCGGACGCUACGCUCAGCAGAAUGUGUCGUUUGAGUCGGCUUUGCGGAAGUUGAUCUGGCGGCGGUGCAUGAUCCGUGAUGACUGGGAGGCUCGAGGGAAAGCGGCCGAGGAAGCAAACGGCAAUUCCGAUUCGUCUGCCACCGAGACCGCUCUCCAUUACACGCUGAGCCUCUGCUUGGAAAACCGCGAGAUGACCGGCCCAUCUCUCUACCAACCUCUUUCCCCGGCCGAGGCUCUGAUGAGUGAGUCUGAAUCGGAGGUUCUGGUCUCACGCUUCCGCCCAGAGCAACGGGCUCGCAUUGCCCUGGACCUCCAGCGGGAGGACGAUCUUCUCCGCCAGUACAUCGAAACCGGCAAACUCGAUUUCUGGUAUCAAAAUCUCCUAGCCUCUGCCGACGCGCGAUCCUCCGCGUCCCGUGCCACCGACGCCACCUCCGGGGAUGCGAGGGCGCGAUUGACCUGGGUUUGA